UUGAAUUAUUCGCCAAAAGCAACUUUUGUGUAAGAAAUGGGUCGAGAGUGAACUUGAUGCACUCGAGUACGAUAAAUUACUCGAGCUCUUUGUACUAGAGGAAGUUAAGAAAAGUAUGCCUGUAAAAGUUCGCUCUCACAUUGACGAACGUGGUCUGCGCACAUUAGCCGAGGUCGGCAAAGCCGCCGAUCAUUUCGCUCUCACUAAUCCCAACUACUCUUGCAGAUCUAAUGAGCCUUCAUUCCAGUCUAUCCAGCAUAAUGGUAAGAGGAUGGAGUAUAGUUCCAGGAGGACUGGACUGCCAGAUACCCACAGGACUGUUCAUACAAAGUCAGAAACAGGUGGUGAUGAGAGUAAGAAGGUUGCUUCUCGCGGAUUUCUUAGUGUCGAUGAGUCGUGUAAGUCGUCUUCCCCAGUCACUAUUCUACGGGACUCGGCUGCAGAUAUAUCAUUGGUACUCAAGGAGAUGGUUCCUAACCCUGACUGCUAUACUGGAGAGAUGAUUAUUAUUAAUGGACUGGUAGGGUCCAAGAGUAUACCCAUAUGUAAAGUCUACCUUGAAUCUAAAUUGAUAACUGGGUACGUAAAUUUAGGUGUUGUUGAUAAUAUACCAAGUGAUGGCAUUUCGCUCCUUAUGGGCAAUGAUCUAGUUGGUGAUAAGGUAUGGCCUUGCCCUGUAGUUUCACCUUGCCCGACAGAGGAGAACAACACCGUAGAUUUAGAGAGGGAGUAUCCCGAUCUCUUUCCUGCAUGUGCUGUCACCCGCAGUGCAAGUCGUAGGUCCUCCUCCCUACCAAGGCGCUUACCGCCGGUACUGCAUUACCCAAAGAGAGCCUUAAUGAUAUAUUCACCGAGGAUUUCACCUUGGCAGAUUUCUUUAAAUCAUCUGACAAAGAUUCAAACAUUUCUGCUUCUGAUAAUUCUAAUAUAG
Penaeus vannamei (Pacific white shrimp) is the source of this 931-nucleotide messenger RNA. The record is from RefSeq and is a predicted model, not a curated record. NCBI's taxonomy places the organism in Eukaryota, Metazoa, Arthropoda, Malacostraca, Decapoda, Penaeidae.